Molecule: messenger RNA, 1623 nt
Organism: Thamnophis elegans (Western terrestrial garter snake)
Lineage: Eukaryota; Metazoa; Chordata; Lepidosauria; Squamata; Natricidae
Gene: IKZF5
Product: IKAROS family zinc finger 5
Exons: 6
Coding region: 353-1612 (419 amino acids)
Biological process (GO): regulation of transcription by RNA polymerase II
Molecular function (GO): RNA polymerase II cis-regulatory region sequence-specific DNA binding; DNA-binding transcription factor activity
Source: RefSeq, a predicted model, not a curated record
GAGAGGUUACGUUUAAGCUCCGGGAGGCACAACAAACAUGGCGGCGGCGGCAGCAGCAGCGGCGGCGGCGACGACGAGAGUUCGAGGCCCGGGUGACUGCAAAGGGCAGCGGCGGAUGAUUGUAGAGGCAUUAAUGAGAAAAAUGUAUUUCCAAGUAUGAUGGAACAUAAAUCUCAGAAGUGGAUUUUUGCCUCUGUCAGUGAUUUGAAGCUGAUUUGGACUAAAGUAAUUAAGGAAAAGUGGGACACCUCUGCUUUAUAUCUCGUAAGAAAUCUUGUAAGGUUUGCAGAAUUGACAAUGUUUUCAACAUAACAAAUUCAGGUUUGCAACAUCGUGAAUUUGUAGUGUGACUAUGGGCGAAAAGAAACCAGAACCUUUGGAUUUUGUAAAAGAUUUUCAGGAAUACCUAACUCAACAGACUCACCAUGUGAAUAUGAUUUCAGGCUCUGUUAGUGGAGACAAAGAUGCAGAGACUCUUCAAGGAGCAGGGACCGAAGGUGAUCAAAAUGGAUUAGAUCAUCCUUCCGUCGAAGUUCCACUGGAUGAAAACUCAGGAGUGUUGGUAGAUGGUUUUGAAAGAACUUUCGAUGGCAAAUUAAAAUGCCGAUAUUGUAACUAUGCCAGCAAAGGAACAGCACGACUCAUAGAACAUAUUAGAAUUCACACAGGUGAAAAACCACAUAGAUGUCACCUAUGUCCCUUUGCGUCAGCCUAUGAACGUCACCUGGAAGCUCAUAUGCGGUCUCAUACUGGUGAAAAACCUUACAAAUGUGAAUUGUGUUCCUUCCGCUGUAGUGACAGAAGCAACUUGUCUCACCACCGGAGACGCAAACAUAAAAUGGUGCCAAUAAAGGGUACAAGGCCUUCGCUUAGUAGCAAGAAGAUGUGGGGUGUUUUGCAAAAGAAGACCAGUAACUUGGGCUAUAGCCGAAGAGCACUCAUUAACUUAAGUCCACCUUCGAUGGUGGUUCAGAAGCCAGACUAUCUUAAUGAUUUCACUCAUGAAAUUCCAAAUAUUCAGGCUGAAGCAUACGAAAGUAUAACAAAGCCAACAGAGACUAGUGGAUUGCCGAGAGAUUCACAAGACCUUAUGAUAGAUAACCCUUUAAACCAGCUAUCUACUUUAGCAGGACAGUUGUCUAGUCUCCCUCCUGAAAACCAAAACCCACCAUCUCCUGAUGUUGUACCGUGUCAAGAUGAAAAGCCUUUUAUGAUGCAGCAACCUGCUGCAGCAACUUCUGUUCCAGCUGUCACAACCAGUAUUCCCCAGAACUCAUCCCCUACAAGUCCAGAUCCUCGUCCUGUACAUUCGCAAAGGAAUUACAGCCCGGUGGCUGGGCCAAGUAGUGACCACAGUGCGCAGGCCAGCACCCCAAGUAUCAGUAACAGUCAACCCAGCACUCCAGCACCAACUCUUCCGGCUCAGGAUCCUCAGCUUCUGCAUCACUGCCAGCACUGUGACAUGUAUUUUGCUGACAAUAUCCUGUACACUAUUCAUAUGGGAUGCCAUGGAUUUGAGAACCCUUUCCAAUGCAACAUUUGUGGUUGCAAAUGUAGAAACAAGUAUGACUUUGCUUGCCAUUUUGCCAGAGGCCAACAUAGCCAGCAUUGACUGAUUUUUUU